Molecule: messenger RNA, 1588 nt
Organism: Verticillium alfalfae VaMs.102
Lineage: Eukaryota; Fungi; Ascomycota; Sordariomycetes; Glomerellales; Plectosphaerellaceae
Product: urg3
Exons: 5
Coding region: 1-1365 (454 amino acids)
Source: RefSeq, a predicted model, not a curated record
AUGGGUCUCUUCUCCCGCAAGGAGAAAGUUCCCAGGGUGGCAGCCAACGCCAAGCCGUCGAUCAACACGUCCGACGUCAGCGUUCACUCUGGCGCCUCAAGCCUUAAGUCACCGCCUGGAACCACUCGUGGCGGCUUCGGCAGAGUUUCGGGGGGCAAUACCAACCCCAACACCCCCUUGACGCCUUUCUCUCCGGUGUCGAUCCCCAAGAUCGACCUACCGCGACCUCCCGACCCUCAAUUGGAUCCUGCGGGCUACCUCCGAAGCCUCGGCGCCGUGCGCGAGAGGAGCAGGAUUGUCACGGACAAGGCCCUACGCAAUGAACUGAACCAUUUCGAUGUCGACUUGAACAAGUUCCCCGACGUUGUGAGCUUUGUUUCGUGUAUCAUCAAGCGCGACUUUGAUGCACCGUUCACCUCGAUCCCGAGCCACGGCCGGCACCAGCAUUUCUGCGUUGGUGGCCGUGACCGUAUCGCGCAUCUCUUGUCCACGUUCCCUGACGACAUUGACAAUACGGAAAAGUGCCGACGCAUGGUAGACCUUUUCCUAGUCAGCGUUUUACUCGACGCCGGCGCAGGCACGCAGUGGAGCUACAAGAGCACAGAGAACAACCGCAUAUACAGGCGGUCAGAAGGUAUUGCCGUUGCAAGCUUGGAGAUGUUCAAGAGUGGCAUGUUCUCAAGCGACAAGUCCAAUAAAUAUCAGGUGGAUACGGAUGGUCUUCUCACCCUGACGCCCGAGAAACUGGCGGCCGGCCUGCAAUCCAAGCCCGGAAACGAGAUGGCGGGCGUAGAAGGUCGCACGCAGCUUCUCAUCAGACUCGCCGAUGCUCUCGAGAAGAAACCAGAAUUCUUCGGAAGGGACGGCCGCCCUGGCCGUAUGGUUGAUUAUUUGCUGUCCCAUCCUUCCACUCAAGCCUCCUCCAUGCCGAUUGUCGCUCUACCCACGCUCUGGAACGUCCUGAUGAACGGCCUAGCGCCCAUCUGGCCACCUUCACGCACCGCCAUCAACGGCAUCUCCCUAGGCGAUGCCUGCCUUGCAGCAGCAUGCCUCAAACAGCGGGGGUUACAGAAUUACGCCGACUACUGUCGCAGGACUGGGGUGAAGGGUGUUGAGGUUGCUCCCAUGUUUGAGCCGAGCGACGACGUGAUUGUCGAAUGGCGCGGCGUGACGGUGGGACUCUUGGACAAAUUGCUCAUUGAGGUGAACAAGAGCCUGAGGAAUGAUCUCGGCGGGAACGAGUUGACCUUGGCGCAGCUACUUGAGGCCGGUAGCUGGAAGGGGGGCCGCGAGAUUGCGGAGGUCAGCAGGCCAAAUACCAAGGAGCCGCCCAUUCUUAUCGACAGCGACGGCACCGUCUUUUAGACACGUGGAAGAGAGAGGGAAUGCCUUGGACGGUGUAUGACUUUUUGGGAAUCACGACAAUGGAUGGGGGCUAUCAUGAUGGGUUGCGUGAAAAAAAAAAACGGCUCACACAUAAUGGGACCGGGGGAGGCUGCGUUCGUUUGAUUCCAUAGCCUUGCUAAUUCUAUCACAGCACGCUUGGCUCAAAAAUACCGAUGCAUCCAUACUCAAGUCUGUAUCAGUC